AAAGUGCGACGCUGGGUAUAUUACUUCAGCAGUCGAACACCUGCACACACAACUCGUCGAGCUCUUCCCUAGUCUUGGAGGCAAGCUUUUGGGAUCGUGUGGGUACUUGUGUCGGUCGAUUCUCACAUCCAAGGCCCUUAGCUCUGUAACAAUGGCGACCAGCGUUGCAGCGAUGCAGUCUGUCUCCGUGGCCCAGGUUAACACUGUGGGGUCGGCCGUUGUUGGAAAAAGCACAUUGCCCAACUCUGCGUUUUUGGGAUGCAAGAGUAAGGUCUCCGCAAAUGUGACCCUCGGUGUCGCCAAGGGCAAGAGCCGUGUUGUGUGCGAGGCUGAGGGCGAGAAGAAGAAGAAGGUGGACAGGUGGGCUGGACUCGGCAAUGAUAUUUCCGAUGACCAGCAAGACAUCCAGCGGGGGAAGGGUAUGGUGGACGCCCUCUUCCAGGGCGCUGUUGGCCUCGGAACCCAGGUUGUGACCAUGAGCUCCUGGGACUACGUUAGUACUGGCCAGAGGACUUACAACUUCGACAACAUGAAGGACGGUCUCUACAUUGCCCCUGCUUUCAUGGACAAGUUGAUUAUUCACAUCGCCAAGAACUUCAUGAACUUGCCUGGUAUCAAGGUACCCCUCAUCCUGGGUAUCUGGGGAGGAAAGGGUCAAGGAAAGUCCUUCCAGUGUGAGCUUGUUAUGGCCAAGCUCGGCAUUAACCCUAUCGUCAUGAGUGCUGGAGAGCUGGAGUCUGGAAACGCUGGAGAACCCGCCAAGCUCAUCAGGCAGAGGUACAGGGAAGCCGCAGAUGUCAUCAAGAAGGGUAAGAUGUGCGCCCUCUUCAUCAACGAUCUCGACGCUGGUGCUGGACGUAUGGGAGGUACCACCCAAUACACUGUCAACAACCAGAUGGUGAACGCCACCCUCAUGAACAUCGCCGACAGCCCCACCAACGUGCAGCUGCCCGGAGUGUACAACAAGGAAGAGAUCCCUCGUGUGCCAAUCAUCGUGACCGGAAACGAUUUCUCGACUUUGUACGCACCCCUGAUCCGUGAUGGGCGUAUGGAGAAGUUCUACUGGGCGCCCACCCGUGAGGACCGAAUUGGUGUGUGCAAGGGUAUCUUCAGAUUGGACAACGUCAGCGACGACAAUGUUACCAAGUUGGUUGACCAAUUCCCUGGACAGUCCAUCGAUUUCUUCGGUGCCCUGAGGGCGCGUGUGUACGACGACGAGGUGAGGAAGUGGAUCGCAGGUACGGGAGUGGAGAACAUCGGAAAGAACUUGGUGAACUCCAAGAACGGACCCCCAACCUUCGAGAAGCCCGCCAUGACCAUCGAGAAGCUGAUGGAGUACGGAGAAAUGUUGGUGCAGGAGCAACAGAACGUAAAGCGUGUACAGCUCGCCGAACAAUAUCUGUCUUCCGCCGCACUGGGAGAUGCCAACGCCGAUGCCAUCAAGCAAGGAACUUUCUACGCCGGAGGCCAAGCUCCAGCGUCCCAGUAGAGGAACCGCCGCGGCGCGGUGGGCAGAGAGGCGUGGCGAAGGCAAGCGAAGGAAUAGAGAUGCAAAGUGUCCAGGACAUGAGACUAGCACUGAUCUCAGCGUCCUGUGGAAUCUAGUGCCUUGGGUGUGUUGAAGUGAUCCUGCGUGCAUGAAAGUGAAGGAUUGCCAUAUCUCCCUGUUCCCAGUCCUCGCACUGAAAUGGAGUGCCCAUUCUGCAGCUGGAGGUGUCCAUUCUGUACCAAAAUGUAUUUGCUGUGAAUUAGCUCAAUGACAUCGCGUAGCGGUGUCGUUUCCAGCAGAGGCACUUUUACGCCUGGCACUUGCAGGCGGAGUGUGUGAUCCUAAUACAACUGAUUUUUGAAUCACCUCA
Messenger RNA from Physcomitrium patens, 1859 nucleotides. RefSeq names its product ribulose bisphosphate carboxylase/oxygenase activase, chloroplastic. Gene Ontology annotation, molecular function: ATP binding; ATP hydrolysis activity. The record is from RefSeq and is a predicted model, not a curated record. Gene Ontology annotation, cellular component: chloroplast stroma; thylakoid. NCBI's taxonomy places the organism in Eukaryota, Viridiplantae, Streptophyta, Bryopsida, Funariales, Funariaceae.